CGCGAAAUCAAUCGACCUGGACGGCAAUUGAAAUCUUUCUAAAAUUGUUUUCAAUCGCACCGUUGAACGUACAUUUAUAAAUUCGAACGAACGUGGGUCGAACAAUGAAAUUUCAUUUAGGAUUUUACCAAUGAAACGAUUUCAUUCGAACGAAGAAGGAAAGAGAAGGGCGCAAAAAGGAAAUUCGAGCGCGAGUCAUGAAACGAUUUGGUUCGUCGGUUUUCUAUGAAUAAGACUGUACUUUUUCUAUUAACGUACUUCAGAUUAUUCGCAGUACAUAUUAAUCGGAAUACACAGCGUCCGCUUAAAUAAAACGGGUCAGUAGAGAGAUAGUUCUGUGGUUAUUUCUUGCGGCGCGCCUACCAUCCUGACGAUGAAAAUAGAUUUUCAUUCGUGAAGUCACACGCAGAGAUGUUCUAGAUAUAUAAUUCGUGGCAAUUCCGUGAGUGAAUUGGCAGCCAUUUUUAAACUGCUUGCUUACUAUAAUAAAGUAGAAAACGAAUUAUGGAUAACGAUAAAACAGAUCGUCGUAUGGUAAUAUGCGAGGAGAGGAUAGAUUAAAUGCAACGGAAUCUUGACGAGGAUCAAAUGAGGGAAACGGCGAGCCUGUGAUCGGUGUGUACGUGUUGAGUGAUUCGUUUCGAGUGGACGGUACUCGAGCGAAUGCACUUCUUCCCCGUAAAAUUGAUGGAAAUGGUGAACUGUCAACACCUCUGCAAAAUGAGAAUAUGAAUUCGAUUCGAAUCACCGUGACGAGCGAGGAUCGGCUGGUUUGAAGGAUAAUUGUGUCGAUUGCGUGACGGGUGAACAGUUCGAUGCCGAAAGGCCCCGGCUAAGAGCAAUGUCGAUGUUAACAUGCAAGAGAACAACGAACACAAAAAUCGUGGCUCUCGAUUGCUAAGUUCCUAUAAUAAUGGCAGAUAAUGUACACAGAAAAUCGCAUAAGCUGUCGGAUGGUAGUAGUAGAAAGACGUCUAAUACAGUGCACCGUACCACCACCGAGACGAUUCGGUUAGGGGAGCCGGAAAAGCUGUACCAGCCGGUUAGUUUGACCAGCUCCAGCAACGUGACGGCCAGUAAUCAGUGUCGGAAAAAAACAUCGUCCUUUCAAAUAACAAGCGUUACCGUCGGUAGUCGUAUGAGCAACGAUGCUGGCGAAGAUUCGAACGACGACUUGGACGAGUCCCACACGGAGGACAAUUCUGUGGAACAUUCGCGGAUUACCGACAUCGACAUCGAAACGCCUAGCUACUCGGAAGAUACAUUCUCCAAAGAAGAUGUAUUCUUCAACACUAGCAACGCUGCCCUCAGCACUGCACCGGUGAUUCCUACCAGUUCUCAGUACGGUUUGGCGAUCGUGCCCUCCGAAGGGAAUAAUGUUAUUAAUUCGGUAAAUGACAGCAAUAUUAAUACUCUGGAUAUCACAUCUGUUACCGACAACAAUAUUAUCAACUUACUGUCAAGUAAUGCGAAACAGGACGCCGACCUGCGCGAAGUACAUUCGCAUGGUAGAAAUGAGCGGUUUAAAGUGGUUAAAAUUGAAAGUACCGAGCCUUUUAAGAGGGGAAGAUGGACGUGCAUGGAUUAUUUGGAUCACACGUCGGUCAAUCAGCCAACCGCGAUUGGUACCCCUAAAGUGUCGGAUCCGAACGAAGUGUGCAUAUCGUACGGAGUAACGGAUAGCGGGAUCGUGAUACCGGAUUCGUCUAAGCAAUCUGUUAUAUCCGAAGAUAAAGGCAUAGGUAUAGACGCGAAUGGACAAGUAUCUGCUCAUCAAGAUGUGCAUACAUCAAUUGGUGUACCGAGUAAUCCUGCGACUGUCUCAAAUGCUAAUUAUGCAGUAAGCAAUUCGAUUCCUCCCAAUGCACAGCAUAAUCCGACGCAAGUUCAAACUCAACAAAAGGUUCAAGCCCCAUCGCAAAUUCCCCCGUAUUUCCAAUCUUCGACCCAACAGUUAGCAUCUCAACCGCAACAGCAGCAACAACAGCAACAGGGAGGACAAGGCUCUACAUUACCUUCCAAUCUACAACCCACCCACCCAAGUAAUUUAACUCAACCUCAAAGUAUGCCCCAAGGUUCUAUUCCAAUUAUAACACAGACUGGUAAUAAUAAUGUGACAGCUCAGCAAAGUAUACCUCAUUCUAAAGAAGAUGCAUAUGUGACAGUGAGUACGCAGAAUCAAUCAUUACCAGUUCAGACAGUUUGUCCGCCAUCUGUUCAGCAACCACCGGUUCCAACGUCUCAGGCGACAAGCAUUCUGGUUACGCAACAACAACAGCAACAACAUGCUCCUCCUCCUCAACAACAGCAACAGCAACAACAGCUCCCUCCUACUCAACAACAGCAGCAGCAGCAGCAGCAACAGCAACAGCAACAACAACAACAACAGCAACAGCAGCAGCAGCAGCAGCAGCAACAACAGCCUCCACAGCCGCUUCAAACCCAAAAACCGAUAACACAAAUUUCUGAAUCAUUGACUGCCAUACAAGGAAUGCAGGGCAUCCAAAAUAUUCAUAAAGUUCCUCAGACAGGUGCGCAGCAAACUUCCUCGACUAUACAUGCUCCUGGAGCACCGGUACAAUCUCAAGUCAUACCUCCGUCUCAAAUGCAACCCCAAACUUCUGGUAGUAAUGCUCAAGUGCAAAUGGCGCAAGUGUCGGCUAGUUGCCAAAAUGUUGUAAGUGGUAUGCAACAAGGAAACAUGACGUUUCAUCAAUCUGACCCGGAGCAGGACUCCAUUUCAGGCAUAGUAGCUGCAUCCACAACUCAGUCAGCUGAUACCGCACUUCUAGAGUCUUUAACCGAAGUUACACAAGGCAGUGAUGAACAUCACACCCUCGAAGAUAAUGAAAGUAUGUCGGGGACUAGUGCUGUAGCAAUUGAUAAUAAGAUUGAGCAGGCUAUGGAUCUUGUUAAGAGUCAUUUGAUGUUCGCUGUACGAGAAGAAGUUGAAGUACUCAAGGAAAAAAUAGCAGAGCUUAUGGAUCGCAUCAAUCAAUUGGAAGCUGAAAAUUCAAUUCUAAAAGCUCAUGCAACUCCAGAAACGUUAGCUCAAUUGAGUCAAUCAACUGCAAAAUUACCCCAAAACAGUUCAGGAAAUGGUCAAUAGAUUCAGUCACUAAAAUUGGCGGUUCAACAAAGGAUUUCAAAUUGAAAAACAUGCCUUCGCAUCUUUUAGAUUACAUGUGAUUUUACGUUGAUAUUUUACUAUCAUUUUCAUUCAUAAAAGCAAUUGUUUACAUGAAACUAUGUAUUUUCAUUACUAUUAAACAUCAAACCUCGUGUUUUGUAAUCUGUACUCGAGUUGUAGUCUGAUUUUUGAAGUGAUGCAUAUUAUAAUUGAUAACAUGCUGAUACACAGGAAAACAGUUACAACUACUGGUGUGCAUUGAAAAAAAUCUACAAUUUCCUGUCAACUUUUUAUGUUACAUCUUAAACAUGCCUAAUAAAAGAAAUUUUUAAUGGUAUAUAUAUAUAUAUAUAUAUAUAAUACUCUUUUAAAAUUCCUAAUAAAAACUCGAAUUCCAUACUGUUGAUCGUUGAUGAAUUUGAAACGUUGCUUCGUGGUUUGUGUCGGGGUUACUGUGUUAAUCACAACUCGUUUUAUUAUGAUUUUUGAGAAAGUUUUAUUCGAUCGCUAUAAAGACUAAUGAUGACACGUUAACAUAAAAUCUUAUCAUGAUGAAAACCGUUUUUUCAAUCAGAGAAAUCAGAGUUCAUAAUUACACCUUACAAAUUUAUAAAUGUUAUAAAUUUUUCUAGGAAGGAAAAAAUUAACAACAUACAUGUUCUUCUUCUCAUAUCAUUAUCAAUAGCGUGAUUUCUUUUUAGAGCUAUUGCGCACAAACAUGGUCAUAUUAUAUUUAUAUAAAUA
Molecule: messenger RNA, 3874 nt
Organism: Nomia melanderi (Alkali bee)
Lineage: Eukaryota; Metazoa; Arthropoda; Insecta; Hymenoptera; Halictidae
Biological process (GO): negative regulation of apoptotic process; positive regulation of cell population proliferation; regulation of transcription by RNA polymerase II
Cellular component (GO): cytosol; nucleus
Source: RefSeq, a predicted model, not a curated record